AGUAGCUACCUGUGCUGCCGUAACGUACUCACUCGCACAUUCCCCUGAACUACAACCAUCGUCCGCCGGGGCACUCCGAAUACGGCACGCGAGCGAGCACACAAUAAUGGUCCUCAUAGCUGAGAAGAAGUACGCAUGCGAAGCGUGCAUCAAAGGCCACCGUGCGUCGGUCUGCCAACACUCCGAUCGUCCGCUCUACGAGAUCAAGAGGAAGGGCCGACCCGUCUCGCAAUGCGACCACUGCAGAGAGCUGCGCAAGUCGAAGCAGGUGCACGUUAAGUGCAUGUGCGCACUGAGCAGAGAUGAAGGAUAUGCCUCGUCUUCUGCCUGCGACUGCGACCGCACGGGGGUAUGCCACUGCUGCACCACGCGCACGCCAUACUCAGGCCGCAAACCCAAGACCCGCGAACCCAAGGCCUGCGACUCCUCAUCCAAUUCAGAGCGCGGGAACUCCGCCGAGGCUCAACCAAUGGGCUCAGCGAGUCUCGAGGAUGCAGCUCACCAACACAGCCACCGGCCACUUCUGCCCAGACCACCGGAACCGCAUCCGCAAGCCCUGUCGCACGAGAUCCCACCUAUCUGGCACACGUAUGGAUCGCACCAUGAACUGAACCCCCAACCCGAAUUCCAUGAACCCAAUUGCUGCGCGCAUGCUGGGCCGCACGAGCAGAUGCAACCGAUCGGCGGACACGCCCCUCAGUACGCACCGGCAGCACCCCCCGCGCCAAAUAUAUCCGCCCAUCCGGCUUCAUAUCCAUACGACGAGCUCACUGCAUCCACAGCUGAGCUCGACGGCUGGUUGAGCGCAUUCGACUCGUCGCAAUCUGCCGCGCCAGCUCCGGCCCAGCCAUGGAGCGGCGACAACAUCUCGCUUUGUGGAUGCGGCGAGGAGUGCGGCUGCUCAGGGUGCCCUGAGCACGGCGGGGGGAUCGCCCCCAACUCCUCUGCAUCCUCUAUGUCAUGUGCGGGGCCGAAUGACUGCCCGAGCUGCUUGGAGUGCAUAUUGGCGUCGGCACCGUUGCCACCCGAGCAACGGUUCUCGAGCGGAGACAAUCCCGGACUUGGCGGGCAGGAGGCCGGGUCGUUUGACCUGCAUUCAUUCGGCGUACAGACCCAAUUGGGCUUGCACCCUGCGUCUUCCCUGGUCAUGCCUGGUGCGAUGUAGCACCCCGAUUAGAAUGGGACCGUACAGAGAGAUUUCCGCUCUUCGGGUAGCGUGUGUACGCUGGAUCACUCGGGUGUAAUACUACGGGAGCUUGUAUGUUAGAUGCCGGAGCUACCAUGCUAUGAUGCAUCCGUGCCAUAGAGAAGCCAAUAUUUUUGUUUUGAGGUUU
Fomitopsis serialis is the source of this 1334-nucleotide messenger RNA. RefSeq names its product copper fist DNA binding domain-containing protein. Lineage: Eukaryota; Fungi; Basidiomycota; Agaricomycetes; Polyporales; Fomitopsidaceae. The record is from RefSeq and is a predicted model, not a curated record. The coding region runs from base 107 to 1165 and encodes 352 amino acids. Gene Ontology annotation, biological process: intracellular iron ion homeostasis; intracellular copper ion homeostasis; positive regulation of transcription by RNA polymerase II. Gene Ontology annotation, molecular function: RNA polymerase II cis-regulatory region sequence-specific DNA binding; DNA-binding transcription factor activity, RNA polymerase II-specific; copper ion binding. Gene Ontology annotation, cellular component: nucleus. The transcript is spliced from 4 exons.